Strongylocentrotus purpuratus (purple sea urchin) is the source of this 8768-nucleotide messenger RNA. RefSeq names its product regulator of G-protein signaling 7. Gene Ontology annotation, biological process: regulation of G protein-coupled receptor signaling pathway; G protein-coupled receptor signaling pathway; intracellular signal transduction. Lineage: Eukaryota; Metazoa; Echinodermata; Echinoidea; Camarodonta; Strongylocentrotidae. The transcript is spliced from 17 exons. The coding region runs from base 943 to 2442 and encodes 499 amino acids. The record is from RefSeq and is a predicted model, not a curated record.
CUGCAAUAUCUUGGUACACUCGGUGUACCGAACCCUCGGCUUUGCUGCCUCUCGCUCCGUUCUCUAUCAUAGACGAUACGUGUUUAUAGGUAUGGCCGUGAAAAGUACGGAAUUCACUGUGCACGGUUGGAAAGGGAGUGGAAUUAAUUCCAUGUACAAGGUACAAUGACUUGUCAUGAUGCAUUGGAAGCACAAGUGGACCCUGAACGGACCGGGAUUAUGUUUUUAGAUGUAUUUUAGUGCCUGUUAACGAGUUGAUUUGUGGUUCAAUCCCGGCUUGUCGACCAGCUGUCAUAUUGAAGUUCGCGUAUUGUCGUACCAGUUUAUCGGCUUGGAUUCACGUUCACAGUAUUUCUACACAUAGUGCAUGGAGAAACGGAGAGACCGCCCGUGCAAACGGUGCAUAAACGCUUACGCUUUCUACGUACGAUAGUAACGUAGCGCCAGCGAUCGCUGGUUUCGCGAUUAUAUUGUUUUUGCCUUAGAGGUAAAAGUAUUAAAACAUAAAUUGUUGCGAAGCGUAGUUCGAGACUUCAUACAUGGAAUAUAUUAUGCAUAUAUAUUUAUGAAUAUAUAUCUAUAUAUAAGGACACUAUAAUGUAAUUCUCUUGAAGUUAGAGGAAGACAUGUUUUUAUAAGGAGACACGGCUCAUUCUUCGCGCUUCCACGGAAUGAACCUGGUAUAUCCAGAGAGCCUCUUUCUCAUGGAAAUGAUUCUAUCGAUUGUGAAGUGGUUUCAAGAUGAGAAAUAUGUCGAACUUGACGUAAUUUGUGUUAGCGCAGUUUAAUUGGAAACAUUGGAUACAUUAUCCCUGUGAUUGUACUCUUGGAGUUAAGGUGUAUGCAAGAGUGGAAAGAGUUUGUUGACGUAGUGACAAUCCGGGGGUUGCAGCAGCUACGGCCGUGUGGACUCGGUAGCAAAGAGAGGGACAGGUGUAAAUUAUGCAGAAAAUGGCACACUGGCGGCGGGUCAACGGUGCUGGUGAUGAGGAAUGCUCACACCCGAAUCUUAUCGUCUAUCGAAAGAUCGAAAGAUUGAUUCAGCGAAUGCAAGAUGAAAGGAACGGUGUACCUGUCCGGACUGUCAAAAGUUUCAUGUCAAAAGUUCCUAGUGUUUUUACAGGAGCUGAUCUGGUUCAAUGGUUGAUGAAGACAUUAGAUAUUGAUCAAGCGAAUUCAAUACAUUUAGGGUCAUUGCUAGCAGCACAUGGCUAUUUCUUCCCCAUAACGGAUCACGUACUAACACUGAAGGAUGACAACACAUUCUAUAGGUUUCAAACACCUUACUUCUGGCCCUCAAAUUGUUGGGAACCGGAAAACACAGAUUAUGCGGUAUACUUGUGCAAACGAACUAUGCAAAACAAAUCAAGGCUAGAACUGGCAGAUUAUGAAGCAGAAAAUCUGGCCAAACUGCAGCGGAUGUUUUCUCGAAAAUGGGAGUUCAUCUUCAUGCAAGCAGAGGCACAAGCAAAGGUGGAUAAGAAGAGAGAUAAGAUGGAGAGGAAAGUGUUGGAUAGUCAAGAAAGAGCGUUCUGGGACGUCCAUCGGCCUGUACCAGGCUGCGUCAACACUACUGAAAUGGACAUCAAGAAACUCAGCAGAAUCAACAGAACAUUCAAGAAGAAAAAGAUCAACUCACCUGAAGAUGGUGAUAGAUGUCCGUCAGAUUCAGACAUACAAUCAGCUUCAGAAGAAAGCAAGAGACAGGAGUCUUCUCAUCAUCAUCAUCUGCACUUUGCAUGUUGUUCACCAAUUCUCUUCCUCACUCGUAAGGUGGAGAUGCUGAAAGCAAGAUUAGAAAAGAGGCAGUACAAGACGUCUAAGGUGGCAGAACUAUUAAUAGCAUACUGUCAGCAGUAUCGAGACUACGACUCGUUUCUCUCGACGGAGCUGGGUCCAAAUCCUUGGAUAACGGACGACACAGCAUUGUGGGAAGCUGCCUCAACUAUGAGUUUGAAGGAGGUACCAGUGUACAGGGUCAAAAAAUGGGGUUUCUCCUUCGAUGAUCUCCUGAAGGACUCCCUAGGGAGAGAUCAGCUCUCAAAGUUCCUGGCUAAGGAGUUCAGUGAUGAAAACCUGAGGUUUUGGAUUGCAUGUCAAGACCUCAAAAAGAUGACUUUCAGUCAAGUACCAGCAAAAGUGCAGCAAAUAUACAGUGAAUUCUUGUCAGACAGUUCACACAGUCCCAUCAACGUGGAUUCAAAGAUCCUGGACACUACACGCAAAAACAUGAAGAACCCCAACCGCUACACCUUUGAUGCCGCCCAGGAACAUAUAUACACGCUAAUGCGCAGCGAUAGUUACCCCCGUUUUCUCAGGUCGGAACAGUACAAGGAGCUGCUUAACCCAAAGAAAAAGUGCCUCAGCAACUGGGAGAAGACCAAGUCUCUGAUCCCUAAAUUGCCCAGUCUGGCAACCAAGGCCGAAGUCUUGGAUAAAUGAUGCCGCUUUGCAGACGCUUCACCUCAACACUAAUCAUGCACCCUAACAAGUUAAUGCAGCAUCUUACGAAUCUACACAUAGUCUAACCAAGCCUGUCUGAGCAUCUAAUGAACCUACACGUAGUCUAACCAAGCCUAUGCCGGCUGGAUAAGGCUAUUUUCUAUGGAUCCUGGCUCUUAUAGAGCAUUGUGACUACUGCAUGUGGCAUUGUGGAUGAUGAUGAUGACAAUCAAAAUACCAUCAAAAUCUUAAUGAGAGGACCCUAGCUCCCAUCCAACAAUCACAUACACCCACCCUUAGAAUGGUGGUCUGACAUGCUAAGUCACCUAACAUGAAAACACCUUGCAACUAAGCAUCGACUACCCGACCUACACCAGCCUGACCUACUCCAGGACCUACCCGGCCGAGUGGCUUUUUACUAGCACUGCUUCUUGAGAAACAAAACUACUUCUAAACCUGACAUGUAAAGGCGUGCAAUGACAUGCUAGGCAUUAAUAAUGACAAAUUAACAGCUCGCAAGAGACUUCAGAGACGUGUAAUUGUGUCUCUCUGUUUCAUUAAUGUGUGUGUUCUUCAACGGACCAUCUUCUACAAAGGAGAAGAGACAAAGAUACUCUUGCACAGAUUUUUGCAUAUUCUCUGGUCCUUCAAUUUUUUUUAAAGACUUUUAUAUGAGAUUGAAGUAGAGUAUGAAUUGUUUCUUUCCCUUUUGCCAAUCAGAAGCUGAGAUUAUUCUCUCAUAACCCUUGCCUAUUUAAUCUUUCUUCUUGCUUCUCUCCUCUUUGGAUACGCUCAUUUGAAUAGAUGGGUGUUAACUCGCGAUGGCAACGAGCAGCGCUGCUUGUUCGCUCCCACCUUAAUACGAGGGCACCGAUGGCUUCAAACGAGGAAACAAUGAGCCCUGCACGCAAAGUUCAAACCUUGUGAUCAUUGUGUCAUGUAGGCACACAACGCGUCACCAAGCGUUAGCCAGGAAGCCAUACCCUAAAGUGUUGUUUUUUAACUUGGAACACCAAAGGUUUGAUGCGGGCAGCCAUCGUGAGUGGUACGUUUUUAUAGCAAGACGUGAUAGCUGUAGUAUGCGUCAACAGAGAAGUCUUUGUGUGUGAAGAAAUGUAAGACUAGUCUAUGAAGGCAGGAAUAUUUCUCUGUGAUGGAAUCAUAGCUCGAUCGACCUGCACAUGCUAUGUAUGUAUCAAUACCAAGGAUCCCUUCUCAACUCCCAGGCACGUCUGAUGUCUUCAACAGAAAUAGCAUGCAAUUACAAGUCUGGAACUGAAAAAAACACUUUUACGCUUAAAUUGUAGGUUUGAGAUAAAAGUUUGAACUAAAUUGUGUUCCAAUAACUACUCCAAUAUUGAGUUAUCAAUGAAAUGCAUUGUGCCCACAGAAUAGUAUAUCACAUUUUGAGUGGUCUUCAACUGUAUGCUUGAUCCUCCAGUAAAGUAAAGAUACACAUGUACAUGAUUUACAAAGUAGUAUUUUGCACAAAUUAUUAGAGUACAUAGUUAACCUGCCAGCCAGCAUCACAGUUUAUUUGUCUCUGUUUUCUUGAAUGGAUGGUCAUGGAUUAUAACAUGUUUGUUAGCUCAUUAGUCAUACCCUAAAUGACCAAACUCGAGAUGAAUAUGGUUCAAAUAAGAUUCAUAGGUGAAAUUACAAUUAUAAUCAAGGAAUCUUCAUUUAAAACAAGAUAUCUAUCAUUUUGUGCUUCAAACAAGAUAACUGUCAAGGGUCAGCUUUUUAAUCGCAAAUGGAUGCGUACAUAUCAAUCAGCAUGUUGCUACAGGAUAUCCAGAAAGUUAUGGCAUUGUAUACCCAGGAUAGACCAGUAAAGUUACCCCCAUGGGAAUGUAAACAAUCGGUCUCUGCAGAAGCAUAUUUAAAGGAAUUGAGUAGACUUUAGCAGACUUAAGAGGGUGUCAAGAAGGUGGAUAUUGCGCACAGUAAUGCAUUGUGUCACGUUAGUGGCAUUACCACAAAUACCUUAACUCUAAAGUUUCAACAGAACUGAGAAGGCAAACGAACCCAGAUGGGUAAGCUAUUUGGUAAGCGUCUGCUGAAGCAGGUACAUGGAAAAGUCAGGAAAUUAAUGAUAUUUUGAAAUCCUGUAGAAACAUGCUGAAUGACAAUCUAGUCAAAAAAUGUUACGUAUAUUGUUAUUUGGGUUAUUACCCAAUGAAUUCAGCCUAGUGAAGUUUAAGAUUGUUGUUCAUGUAGUUCUUUGUAUUCCUUUUAUUUCAUUCCAGUGGGUUUUUAGUAAUAAAACUGCUGUAAUAAAACAUUUUAUUAUGAUUUUUAAGUGUUACGAGAAGAGUAUACCCCAUUUUUAUAUAUUAUUAAAAAAAAUCAUGUUUAUUGCAAUAUUGGGUAUACAAGUUUUAAGAACUGCUGGUUAGUUCAAGUAAACAAUGAUUUUAUUAUUGGUGUUAUUACUAUUGGACGUAUUAAGCAGCAGUUUUCCAUCUAACUGUUAUUAUUGACCAGAUAUGUAAAGUAACCAAUAUCCCACUGAUCAGAUUUAAAUUUGUCUGAUUAAAUAUUGAAUAAAAGUCAUAACUGACUUUUACAAAAACACCUUCCAUGUUUUGAAUGUGAAAUCAAACAAGAUUAUGAUUUCGUUGGUUUCAUUGAGGUCCAAAAAGUCUUUUGAAAUCUACUCCUUUCCUCUUUAAGUUUCUUGCCAUUACAUUGAAACAGUAAACAGAUGUGCAAUUAGUCUACUAGACUACCAAAGGUUAAGGUUUGUACUUACAAGUGUAUAAAUAUGAAGGCUGCAGAAAUAUAUCCUAUGGGAUUGAAUACCUCAUUUAAUUUGGUGUGAUAAUAGGUACAAUCUAUCAUUCUAUGGUAUUGGCUUUACAAACAUGAAUACAGCUCUUUGCAUAUGGUUCUUCAAGGUACUAUUUAACUAUUGAAAAAAUACAAAAUGAAAGUUCAGUCCAAAACGUUUCAAACAAGAAAUCGAAAUACAUCCCAAAGAAUGUUAUUCUUAGUUUCGUUGAUGAUAUAAAUUUUAAAAAUGAAUGAAGAAUACAGAUGAACCAAAAUUCUCUUUUAAUCCAUAAAUGAUAAUCACUUUCUUGAAAUAUCCAAUCUGUACUUUUUCCAAAAUAUCAACAAUGGCAGAACAUAAAAAGCUAAAUGGUACUGCAAAGCUGUUCAAGGUGAAUUUUGAAAGCUAAUUUGUUGUUGUUGUUCAUAUGGGUGAAAAAUGAUUGAAGAAAACAAUAACAAUUGUGUGCAUUUGAAAGUUAUAUCAUAUUUUUAUUCAUAACUCUAUUGUGAUUAUGUUAAGCUAUAAUUUCAUAAUCAUUUUUAUUAACAUUAACUUAUUGAAAGAAAUAUUUUCUCUUUUAGGGAUCAGUGGAAACUAUGUUGCCAUGAAAUUAUAUUUUUUAAUCCUUUAAAUAAUAAUACCAACUUGUCAAUCAACACCCAUAUCACAAUACCUUUUAGGAUCAAAUACAAUUCCCAUGGAAAUGAUGAUUGGAUAAUUUUUCUAUAAUGGGGGAUUGCUCUCUUUAUACAGGGAUUUAUUGUACAAAAGAUGACAUUGUUCUGAUACAGCUUUCUCAAGCCUUGUUCACACACGACUCUGUAAAAUGCCUUCAGAAAAAAAAAUUGUUUCAACAAAAUUUUUAAAUAUUAAUCAUUUUAUGUGUAAAUGAAUAAAAAUUCAAAAUGAAAACAAAGUAGCUGGAUGACACAAAAGCCCCUUGGUGUACUCACUUAUCAGUGUGCUGUUACAAGAUACAUUACUGUAAAGUGCAAUGUUUAAAUAUCAGUCCAUUUUACUUUGGCCAUGUUUAGGUAGUUUAGAUGCCAUGUGUGAAGAGGGCUUAAAUGAGCUGCUAAUGGGGUUAUUUCCACAACGUUAUAAGAGAAAAAUUCACUUUCCUUUUUCAUAUAUAUUUUUGAACAGUCACUGCUUUAACAUUUUUUGUUGCUGUAUGUAUUAAAGCAGUCCAUAGUGAGUUCUUCAGCUGUAGUAAUAGAAUUUUUAAAGGUAUCAAAUUUGAAGAAGAAAAAAUCCAUGGCUGUCCUACACAGCUUUAGAGAACUAAAUUCCCAAAUGUUGUUAGGCACUCUGUACACAAACAGGGUAUAAAACAGAAAUGAAUUGCACCACAAAGUUGCAUUAUAUUGCACAUUUUAUGUAAGAUCAUUCUUGUUUUAUUUAUCUCAAAAAAAGUUUUUGUAUUGGAAGCUUAUCUUGUAUUCUGGUAAUGGUUGAGGUAAUUCUGGAACUGUUCAUCUUGCGGUAGAUCAGUUGUUUAGAUCAGCAAAACAAACCAAAUUAACAAAAGUUUCCUGGAAAUCAAAUUGACUAAAACUACAGGGCCUAGUACUCUACAUGCAGUUGGGACAUCGAGCUUAACUAUCUUAUCUUUCUGAGCUUACGAAUCAGCUCCCAUAAUCAUUUAGCAGUUAACAUUUAUGAGCAAUCACAGAUAUAUAGUUUAAAUUUGUAUUGCAUAUUUGAAAUUUUAAUUUCUGACAUUACCAGGACUCAAGAUAAGAUUCAAAAUGCAGAAAUUUCUUUUCAUUUUUUUCAUUGAUUUGACAAAGUUAGUGGUGCCUAAAUAUAAAUAUCAUGAAAAGGAAAUGUAUCAUAAAAACUUGCUUAUUUAUUAAAAAUGUGUGCUACACAGUGGAAAAGUUUAUACUAAGGUUGAUAUUAACACACACAUAAAGAAGAAGCAUUAGGACCUAACAGGGUGUUGGUAUGUUCCUUCUCUCAUAAUGGCAUAACUGAGAGUUUAGAUAUGUCUUGUUUAUUUAUUUUUCUUCAGAAUGUAUGUGUUGUGAGAGCUCUUAUGGGAAGAUUACUUUAAUUGAUGAGUGUUUGACCCCUUAGCAAUGAUAUUCUGUGCAGUGAUAUAUAGAAGUUUUAAAUUCAUUUUACAUCUUGAAUAUUAAUGAAAUCACCAGUGCUACUAGAUACAUUUGACUGGUUCUUGCAACACUCUCAUUCAAUUAAUGUCUUAAAAUCCAUUCCUAAGCCUUGAUUUUGAAACCAUAUUUGCAUCACCUUUUAAAAAGUCUAUUUUGGGUUUAAUAUUGUCAUGAAAAUCAAGCAAUGAACUUCAAAACCUUGGUCUAGAAAAGAAUGACUAACUCAAAAGAUAUUAUUUAUACUGCUUUUAUUUAUUGCAUGAUAAUCUCAUCUUGAAUUGAAUAGUUAUUUCUGCCAAAAGCUCACCCAAGAGAUGUUGUGAGAUAAAAAAUACUUGAAACCCCAACAACAUUGUGAUAUUGAAUAUAAAAGAUUACUUAAAUACAUCUGGCUCAUACAAAGAUACUUUGCUCAAUAAAAGAUACAAAUAUCCAUAUGAAGUAUAUCAUGACACUCUUAAAACCGCCAUUAAUAUUUAUAAGUCAAAUAUCUGGUAUACCUCUAAACUUUGAAUUCCUUUCUAGAAAUAUGUUAUCUCCAUUCCGUCAUUGUCUUUAUACGCCUUGUAGUACGAGUGUCAUCUAGUGUGGCUUCAUUUUGUUGACGACGAUAGUAACGGGGAAAUUAAGGUAUCUUGUACUGUGUAGCGCCUGAUUGAUUUCUUCAUUUAAAAAAAAAUUGUGAGCAUAUUGAUAGCAAGGUGUAGAUUUCUUUCAUAUUUGAAUUUUACAAUUGCAUUCUAACCAAAGCUAUGGAGAUCUUGUUCAUCAUUUACAUUUAUAGCUAUACAUGAUUAUAAUGCAUACAAGAAAAUACUUGUGAUUUAUAUUGCAAAGAAAUACUAUUGAGAUAGGUUGGGGAUUUUAAUAUAGGGACACAUGGAUUGGUUAGACAUUUGUUUAUAUAUCUACAUAAAAUUGAGAGGAUUUAAUGAGAAAAAUAUUGAAUGGUUUGUAUGAAAUAAAUAUUCAAAAAGCAUUGUUAUUUACACUGUAUAUAUUAGGUUAUGUGUUCCAACCAAAAUUUGCACACAGCAAGAUGCUUUUUAGUAUAAUAUGAAACAAAAAUGCUGUGCAUUGUUGGAAAUCUAUGUAAUCGUACUUCUAAGGUUGUUUUAAAGAUCAGAAUACAAGAUGCUGAAAUGCUCUGGUUUUCAAAAAAUCAGGUCAUUUUAUUCUUUCUUUUUAUUUUAUCUUUUCUUUUAUAAAGACAUGCAAAGGAUGGAGUGUACAUCCGUGUGUCUUUUGUAGAUUUACAGGAAAAUACAAAGUACGGACUAUAAGAAAUGGAUGUGAUGCACCCGUAUGGUAUCCGCACAUUUACAGGUUUCUUGACAUAAUGUACAUAAUCAUCUCAGACUAAUUUUCUAUUAUCUGCCCUAGGAGAUUUAGUUUGCACUUGUGCAAUAAAACGGCUUUAUUUCCUA